Mobula hypostoma (lesser devil ray) is the source of this 8563-nucleotide messenger RNA. It is a transcript of the gene itgb5, whose product is annotated as integrin, beta 5. Bases 496 to 2916 code for a protein of 806 amino acids. Gene Ontology annotation, cellular component: integrin complex; cell surface; focal adhesion. The record is from RefSeq and is a predicted model, not a curated record. Gene Ontology annotation, biological process: integrin-mediated signaling pathway; cell-matrix adhesion; cell migration. NCBI's taxonomy places the organism in Eukaryota, Metazoa, Chordata, Chondrichthyes, Myliobatiformes, Myliobatidae. The transcript is spliced from 15 exons. Gene Ontology annotation, molecular function: integrin binding.
CGGAGCUGUCGGGCUGUUGCGUGGGGGUCGCGUUGGCGUAAACCGGGUGGCUCUGGUGGCAACUGUGGAGGCGGUCGCUGGGGAACCGGCUGUGGUUGUAAAUAUGUGUGGAAACUGGAUAAGCAAAGUUGUUGCUCCGAGUUGACUUCGAGCCAUGCAAAGCUCGAUCCCUGGAGAGCAGUGAAGCGAAGAGAGAGAAGGCAGGAGCUGGUGUGAACUUGGUGGUUUGGUGUGAAGGCUGCUUGCGGGAGCCGGACAUCGGGCACUGGUCGGCGCUCUCCAGCCCAGCUCGGCCCGACCGCAGAAUGGGUUUUCGAGACUGCGUCUGUGCCAGGGAUUGUAGGGAAAGCGGCGGUCUCCAAAUGUUCGAGUCCACGGCGCAACCGUGAUUAUUGCAGUCAAACUUCCUAGUGUUGUUGAUUCUCGGCUUCGGAGCUGAUCAGAUCGGGGGAGCGAGUGGAAAGGACAUGUUCUGAAUACUCACGAUUGGCAGAAAUGCGAAAAGCCAUGCUCAAGAGGAAAAUUUUAAAUUAUUUGUUUUUGUUCUAUCCUGGCUUUUGUCUGUUCAUGCAAGAUGUUUGCGGGCUCAAUAUUUGUACAAGUGGACGUGCUACCUCCUGCAAAGAGUGUUUGCUUAUUCAUCCUGCCUGUGGCUGGUGUGUUAAAGAGGAAUUUGGCAGCAGAGGAAGCAUCUCGUCAAGGUGUGACUUUAGAGAAAGCUUGAUUAAAAGAGGAUGCCAAGAACAGUUUAUCGAGAGUCCUCAAAGCACUACACGGAUAGAAAGAAACAUUCCGUUGAGCAGUAAGGGAUCUGGAUAUUCUCAAUCUGAUGUCAUUCAACUGACUCCUCAAAAGAUUGCUCUCAAUCUAAGACCUGACCACAAGACCACAUUUCGCAUACAAGUUCGGCAGGUGGAUGACUAUCCGGUGGAUUUAUACUAUCUUAUGGACCUUUCCCUCUCCAUGAAAGAUGAUUUGGACAACAUCCGAGUGCUCGGAACAACAUUAUCACGAGAGAUGGCAAAACUCACCAGCAACUUUCGACUGGGUUUUGGGACAUUUGUUGACAAACCAACAUCUCCAUUCUCAUACACAGGACCCAAAUACCAGAACAAUCCUUGUGUUGGAUAUAAGCUGUUUCCACAAUGUGUCCCAUCGUUUGGAUUCCGACACCUAUUGUCAUUGACGGACAAAUCUGACAAAUUCAAUGCUGAAGUUCAGAAGCAAAUGGUGUCCCGAAAUCGUGAUGCACCAGAGGGUGGUUUCGAUGCAAUACUGCAAGCAGUAGUUUGCAAGGAAGAAAUAGGCUGGCGCAAGGAGGCUUCGCACUUACUGGUGUUUACCACUGAUGAUGUGCCACACAUUGCACUGGAUGGCAAGCUUGGUGGACUGGUACAACCCAGUGAUGGCCAGUGUCACCUGGAUGAACACAAUGAGUAUGGCUUUUCUACACAAAUGGACUAUCCAUCACUUGCACUUCUGGGAGAAAAGCUGGCAGAAAACAACAUUCAUUUGAUAUUUGCUGUGACCCAGUCCCACUAUAUACUUUACAAGAAUUUUACCAAACUGAUUCCUGGGACAACUGUAGAAAUCCUUGACAAGGAUUCAAAGAAUAUCAUCCAACUGAUUGUCAAUGCUUACAGUAGUAUCCGAUCAAAGGUUGAGCUGACGGUAUGGGAUAAGCCAGAGGACCUUGACCUGUCCCUCACAGCUAUCUGUCAAGAUGGUGUUUCACGUCCUGGAGUUCGAAAAUGUGGUGAGCUCAAAAUUGGCGAUACAGUAUCCUUUGAUGUCUCUCUGGAAGCCAAGAGCUGCCCAGAAUCCAGGACCAGAAAUACUUUUACAAUUAAACCAGUUGGUUUCAAAGAUUUACUCAGUGUAACUGUUGGUUAUAUUUGUAACUGUGAGUGUACAAGUGAGAUGCAAGCCAACAGUUUCAAGUGCAGUGGUAAUGGAACUUAUGAGUGUGGGAUCUGUACAUGCGACCCAGGCUUUUUGGGAGCCAACUGUGAAUGUCAAGAUGGAGAAACAAGUAAUGUAUUCCAGAUGUUCUGUCGUGAAGCAGAGGAAAAGCCAGUCUGCAGUGGCAGAGGUGAAUGCAUUUGCAACCAAUGUGUCUGCUAUGAAAGUGAGUUUGGAAGGAUUUAUGGGACAUUCUGUGAAUGUGAUGACUUCUCAUGUGCAAGGCACAAGGGCAUACUAUGUUCAGGUCAUGGAGAAUGUCACUGUGGUGAGUGCAAGUGUCAUGCAGGCUGGAUCGGAGACAACUGUAACUGCUCCACAGAAUUAGAGUCCUGCCUGUCCGACGAUGGGCAGAUUUGCAGCGGGAGAGGCAACUGUGCAUGUGGUCAGUGUUCGUGCACUGAACCUGGAGCUUUUGGAGACACCUGCGAAAAGUGCCCGACGUGCCCUGAUGCCUGCGGCACAAAAAGGGAGUGUAUCGAGUGCAGGUUGUUUAACUCCGGAAGACUGGCUGACAAUCAGACUUGUCAAAAACUCUGCAAGGAUGAGAUCCUGACAGUCGACGUCCUCAACACUGAUGAUAAGGAUGCAGUUCUGUGCCUGUAUAGAACAGAAAAUGAUUGUGUCAUGAGGUUUACCUACUCGGAACAUAUUAGUGGAAAAUCUGUCCUUACUGCUCUGAAGGAACCAGACUGUGCAAGUAAAACCGAUCCAGUGACAGUACUGAUAGCAGUGGUUGGUAGUAUUUUGGCAGUGGGCAUUGCUUUGCUUGCCAUUUGGAAACUGAUUGUGACUAUUCAUGACAGAAGAGAAUUUGCCAAAUUUCAAAAUGAACGAUCGAGAGCAAGAUAUGAAAUGGCAACCAACCCGCUGUACAGGCAACCCAUCACCACUCAUUCUGUGGAAAUUCUUCCAACAAUGCAUAACAAAUCUUACAAUGGAAUAAUUGACUGAGUUGUGAGCAAGAAUACAUUGGUAUCUGUGCCAUGAAUUAGUACCUGACUGGGAUUGCAUCAUUGAAUCUAGCAACUGGAAACUGCCAUUCUUCCUCCGGCAGACUAACAUCUAGGAACGUGACUGAAAUUAUGACCAUCUACACCAGGAGUUCCCAACCUUUUUUAUGCCAUGGACUAAUACCAUUCAUCAAGGGGUUUGUGGACCCCAGGUUGGGAACCCCAUUCUAUACAGAAAUUAAAUUUGGAUAAGAUUCAAAGUACAUUUAUUAUCGAAGUAUGUAUGCAGUAUACAACUCUGAGAUUAGUCCUCCCAUUGACUGACACAAAACACAAAAAUACCAUGGAACCUGUUCAAAGAAAACAUCCAACACCCAACGUGCAAAAAAAGAACAAAUUGCACAAACAGUGAAAAACACAAUGUAAAAGAUCAAACCACAAGGCAUUGCAAAGUUCAGUUUAGUCCAAUUAGCACUGUAUUGUACACUGACCUCAGGCUGCAGAGCCUACCCGUCCUGAUCAAAAUCGCACAAAAUAGCUACAAAAAAGGAAUAACCAGAAACACAUCAUAACUUGAACUACGGAGUCCGAUCCACAAACCGAGUUGAUUAAACCUUGACCAAGAUCCAAGACUCCAGCCAAAGGCAGGCACCUUCCUCCAGGAGCAGCAAAUGUGAGGGAGAGAGAGAGACCAGUCAAACGUAGGCUCACCUUCUGCUCUCAUCCUCGUUGAUUUCAAUCUUCCUCAAUGUUUUAAUCAGUGAGAAAUGGAGUCGAUCAUGGGUGGGCAGCCCGUCUCCAGGCCAUACACUUCAAAUUAUGACAAUGCCCACAAUUCAGAGAAAAUGAUGCACAAGUUCUUAUUUAGAACUAUGGACUAAUGUUCAUGAAGAAACAAAUUCAUUGGACUUUAUGUUUAGUUAUGUGUUGCUGAAGAUUCAAGUUGCAACUUUAUUCAGGGGGGAUAACUUUUUCAAAUGAAAGUAUAUGCUUUGUCAAGAGUUGAUAAAUUUGAGUGCAUUAUGGGAGGUUCUUAGGAUAGUGGGCUACAUUAAUCCUAUGAUAAAUAUUUUUUAGUAUAACAAAGAAGUAAUUAAUGCUCGCAUAUUACCCCAGAAUUGAACAGGUGUUCAGGUAUUUUAGCCGACCUAUACUGUAAUCAUUUUUAAAGAUCAUCACCAUGUGACAUAGGCAAUCAUGGUCUUUCAUCUGUCUCAGUCCAUGACCAUGAAUGUUCUGGGCAAAUUUUCUGCAGAAGUGGUUUGCCAUUGCCACCUUCUGGGAAGUGUCUAAAGAUAAUGUAAAAUAUUGCCUGAACGAUGUAGAUCAAAUGAAAAUUUGAUAUUGAAGAAAUAUUGGCAGAUCUUUGGUGGCAUUGGGUGCAGGAAAACAAAAACUGUGAAGUAAACCUCUAUGGAAUUGGGAUGUUUAGCAUCCCUGGAUUAUUUCCAGUGUGUUUUGCCUCCACUUUGGAUGGACACAGUUGCCUGCCCAAGAGAAAAGGCUAUUUUAAUACUCUGCAAAAUGACCCAAGUCACUGCUAUUGCAACCUUACUUCCGUUCAACCUUACUUCCCCACAGCCCACUCCCCCUCCGCCACAACACCAAUUUUUGCCUCAAUUUUUCACUUUAAGUAACUAACUACCUUGUGGAUUGGGGCAAAUCCAAACACUAAAAUUGCAGUGUUUGUUGCUAGUGGGAUGUCUGCAUGUGCUCGUCUUUUCCCUGUCAUUUUGAUGGGCCUGAUCGGCUGAUGUAAUGACCCUCUCACAUUCAGAAUGCACUCACUUUAUUACCAACAUGCAGUUUUAUACCAUAUAACAUUUGUACUUGCUACAGACUGAACUAUAGAUAUUUUUGGGAAGUUGCAGAUUUGAACCCAAAAGAUGAUAAUUUUGAUAAUGUUACUUAGCUUUCACAUGCGAAGUAAAAAUAUAUAUAUAUAAAUAGAAGCCUGGAAGAGGUUCUAUUUUCAUGACGUGAACUGCCUUGGACUUUCUGAAACAUUUUUCCAAUAUAGUUAUGGAGCAUUUUGUAUUUGUAAAGCUAUUGUAGCACAAGAAUUGCACUUUCAAAAGUACUGCAGUUAAUCAACUAAUGUGGAGGUUUGACUCUUUUGUGAUAACACACAUUAUCUCUCAAAGUGUUUCUUUUAUAACCUGAUGCUAUUUAUUGGUUGGAGUAUAAGUGCUGGUACAAGUAUAAUAGAAUUUUGGGAUGGCAGGAAUCAGCAGAUUUAUUUUUAAGGAAAAUAAAGUUUUAAAGUUGUAAGGCCAGACUUGGCUGAUAAUGCCUGAGGAUAGAAUUAAUAUCUUUAGCUAAUCCUUAUCUUAAGAAAAUAUGUUUUCUAACAUAUUUAGGCAGUUGUGAAGACUUGAACAGCUAAUUAAAAUUAUAAAAGCAAAGGGGAAAAGCUAACCUACAUAUAUCUUAGGAAUUUUAUUUAGUAAAGGAGUGAGAGGAACACAAGCGGUUAUGAAAAUGUUGAAAUUGAUUAAUAAUAACAUGGUAACAUGGCAACUAUAAAGAUAUUAGACAUUAUUGUUUUACUUUUCAUUAAACUAAAAACUUGGGUGCUGUAAAUUUGAAAUUAAAGAAAACAAUGUGGAUAGUCAUUCAGUCGGGCAACAGCUGUGAAGAGAGAAAUAGUUAUGUUUCAAAUAAUUUUCCCUCAAUCAGAAUCAUUAGCUCUUUUUUUUUUCUUUCUCCCCAGUUGCUGCGUAUUCUGCACAGAGAAUUUUCACUCGUACCUGCUGUGUUGUAUGAUAUGGGUGAUCAGGGUCUUUCCAUGACCAUGAUUGUUCUUGGCAAAUUUUUCUACUUAAGUGGUUUGCCAUUGCCUUUUUCUGGGUAGUGUCUUUAUUAGACAGGUGACCCCAGCCAUCAUCAAUACUCUUCAGAGAUUGUCUGCCUGGUGUCAAGUGGUCACAUAACCAGGACUUGUGAUAUGCACCAGCUGCUCAUACGACCAUCCACCACCUGCUCCCAUGGUUUUACAUGACCCUGAUCGAGGGGUUAAGCAGGUGCUACACCUUGCCCAAGGGUGACCUCAGGCUAGUGGAGAGAAGGAGCACUUUACACCUCCUUUGUUAGAGAUGCUUCUCCACGCCGCCACUGCAUGGAGUAUCCCCAGAAUUUUCUGUAUUUACUGUAUGAAAAGAAAGUUGGUCUUAAUUGUUUUUAAAGGAUAUAACUAUGAGUGUAGGUAAGGGGGGAAUUAGUAGAUGUUAUACCUGUACUUCUAAAAGGAAGUUGAUAAGCUAACACUCAUCAAAGGCCGGGGUUGAGGGUAAUAUAUUUGCAUGGAUAGACAUUAAAAGAUCACUUUCUGGUAGGUUUUACUAUGGAGAAGCUCCCGGAAUUAAUAUUUGGGGCUUAUCCAAUUACAUUUAUUUACAGUACCAGUGACCAGAGUUUAAAUCCCACCACUGCCUGUAAGGAGGUACUGUACAUUCUCCCUGCGACCAUGUGGGUUUCCACCAGUUGAUCCGGUUUCCUCCCACAGUCCAAAGACCUACCAGUUGGUGGGUUAAUUGGUCAUUGUAAAUUGUCCCAUGAGUUGGCUCGGGUUAAGUUGGGUGAUUGCUGGGUGGCGUGGCUCAAAGGGCCAGAAGGGCCUGUUCUGUGCUGUAUCUCAAAUACGUACAUAAAUAAUGACUUAAAUGAAUUGAUAGAGAGGAAUGUAAACUUUGUCAAUACAAAAUAGUGAGGAAAGUGAAUUGUGAAGAGCUUGCAAAGUUUUCUUAAAGAGGCAAAGAGCAAAAAUAUAGCAAAUCGAGGAUAACUUAUAAAGAUUGGUCUUCUUCUUAUUGUGUCCACGGACAGCCUGUACUGUCCGUGGACACGAUAAGAAGACCAGCCAGAACUGGACACAUUUUUGCGCCUUGUUGUUGAAUUUGGCAAGAUCUGCAACAGUACAGGGUUCCUCUAGUGAAGGGCAUUGCAGGAUAUGUUGCAUAGUUUGUGGCUCAGUUCCACAUUCACAAGUUGUUGGGCUGGUUGUAUAACCCCAUUUGCUUAGUGACACCUUUGAACGACCUACACCAGUCCUAAGUCUGUUAAGGCACUUUCAGGUUGCCCAGUUGCGAUUAGCUCCUGGGGGAAGGCUUUCCUCUGGUGGAAUCUCCAUCAUUGGGGGUUGUUUGACACUGGCGAGCUGGCCUUUCCACAAGGCGAUGCGGGCUUCAGAUAGGGUUGAUUGUAAUGGAACAACGCUGUUCACGAAGCUCUUCCUUGACUUUAGGCGGCUGGGUGUAGGUGUAUGACCAUGUAGAGGGUGCCUCUCAUCUGAUGUUUGACGGAGUCAUUCUUUCUUGCUGGCUACCGUUCUUCUUGUAUCAUGGGGAGCAAUACCUGCCAGGAUAUAUAGGCUGUUGGUGUUUGUUGGUUUUAAACAACCUGUGAUAAGUUGGCAGCUUGCAUUCAGAACGGCAUCCAUCUUCUUAGCAUGAGUAGAUCCUUCCCAUGCAGAGCAGGCGUAUUCGGCAGUGGAAUAGCAAAGAGCGAGUGCACUGGUUCGCAAUGUUCUCGAGCUUGCUCCCCAUUUCAUGUUACUGAGCUUAUUACACUCAACAUGCAUGCAGCUUGGGGCUUUACAUAAAUAGGGAUGCACUUUUUGUAGGAGGUAUGCAGCAUCAAUUCUUGAGAUUACGGAUAUAAUCUAUCAGGACAGAAUGAAUCAAUUGGACCUGUGCUCAGAGGAAUUUAAAAGAAUGCAAAUGAAUCUUAAGUAAAAAAUGGAUUUUGAGAGGGAUUAGUAUCACCAAUGAGAGAUGCACAAUCAGCCCCAAUCCUCUGCCCUGUGCUUUGAGCUCCAUUUCUAUAUUUUUUGUCUUAAACAAUGACAGAGUAGAUCCAGCCCCGCCCCAAAAUCCUGAUGUUGAUGUCUUAUAUUCAGAAAAAAAUUGACAACUUUAGGAUAUUGGGUGAGGAAAGGAAAAUAAACUUUGGAAGAGAUCUCCUGAAACUUCACCACCAAUAAGGUGCUACUCGUUUUAUUUACGUUGGAAGGAUAAGAAAUCUGAUGGACAUUCAGGGUUUAAGAUUAGUAAAGGAAACGUACUUUCCCUGGACAAUAACAAAGAGAGGUUGAGGCUCUUAUAGUUAUGCAGAGUGUAUACAACUAGAAAUAGUGCUGGAAGAAUCCAUAUUCAUUUAUAAAGUGGGUAUUUUUUUCCACUUUCAACUCCUCAGCUGUCAUACCACUUUUGCUCCUUUGAAGAAAUUCUGAUAAAAAAAUUAUACAGAUUGUCCUUUUAUCUUCAAUUAAAACUCUUAAGUUUUAAAAGAUGUUGAAAUUAUCUUGUAUGGGAGGAGGACAUUUACUAACUGUGUAUUGGUUCUUUGAAAAAGUGUGAUAAUUUCCCUUUGGUAUAUAGAUUCUUCCCCCUCGCACAUCUAUUUUAUUUUCUCUUUAGAAAUUACAGUCAAAUCUGCUUUACAGCUCUUUCAUGCAGUAUAAGAUUUACUGAAGAUGUUUACAAUAAUCAAAACUGCUUUUGGAAGUUAUGCAAUAAAAAGAAGUCCAUGUAAAGAAUUUUCUCUGUGACUUUCAGUACUUUUACAAUUUAAAAUUAUCAUUUUUGUUCAUUAAAUUUCAUUAAUCCUUUCUCUUGCCUCUUCUGGAAGGCAGGUUUAAUUACUGUUAC